CUGGAUGUCAUGGUGUUGGUAAAGCAUGAACAGAAGGUCGAUGAGCUUGUAUAUGUUGAAUGCUCCCGCAUUGUCUGCACUAAUACAAAAAGAGAUGAUGAUGUGGUGAAGCUAUGGAGAAAAGCAUUGGAUGGAAUAAGUUACGUUGGCACAUCAUACAGACUGGCUAGCAACCAAUUUGGGAUUGUAGGAAUUCAAGUCGCUGGGAGGUUGUCUGAUGAACUAUGUUUAUGUAUGGAUUUAGAAUACCCUAAUCCACUUGAGCAAGCAGAUACCAAUCCACCUCGAAAUGAUCGACUGAGCCUCGCUGUUUAA
Molecule: messenger RNA, 315 nt
Organism: Racocetra persica
Lineage: Eukaryota; Fungi; Glomeromycota; Glomeromycetes; Diversisporales; Gigasporaceae
Source: the annotation of a GenBank genome assembly